AGCCACAGGGCGCAGAGCGGCAACAAGCUCACCGGAUCCACUUCACCUACCUGCCGCACAUCCACGCACUGACUAUUCUGCGCACGCUUCUUCUCUAAAUCGCGUGGAAAAGUUGGACUAAUAAUUUGUCAGAUCUCGCGUGUGCUUUACAGGCUGAAUGUCACUUGCCAGGUGAUUUUUUUUGGAUCGCUGUCAAUCCACCACCACUCUAUGAAAAAGAAGAAGAAGAAAAAUCAAGUAGCUGCUGCGCGUCUCGUGAGAUCUAUUUGGGGAAACACAGAUUGUUGAGGACUUUUUUUUCUUUUUUGCUCGUGUCGUUGAUGAAAUCAUUCCAGCUUGAAAAAAAAAGGCUAUUUUUUAAUGUCAGUAUUGGACGAGACCACUGCGCCUGCUGUGCAAAAAAAAAGAGCAAUAUGGUGGUGUCGGACGGAAUACAGCUGUUUUGUUUGAAAUGGAGAACUGCCCAGAGAGGAUAAAUCGCGUGCAAAGUGGUGCGCCUUUCUGCUGAGGGAGUUUAUCCACCAGCUUCUCUCCAUCACCCCACCUCACCUAGAAUAAACAUGAGUCCGAGGCGAGACGUGUGGACUCUCCGGUGCGUGGGACUCACCGCACUUCUCCUGUGCACAGUGGUGGAUAGCAAGGUGAUCCUGGAGGGCCUGCAGAGGUACGGCCCCACGCCGAUCUAUCUGCCUGUCAGCUACCGGAUCCUAAAUGCUGAGUCGGCGUUCUUCCUACAGGAGGCAAACCAGGACUUAAUGAGGAACUCCAGCCUGCAGGCUCGCACGGAGUCCUUCUUCAUCCACCAGGCCCGGCAGAUGCCCUUCAUCAAUGCUAGCUAUGGACCGCUGUCCGUCCAGCAGCCUGUCCCUCUGGAGCUGCUGCAGACCCUGCCGGGCCCAUUUAAUGCACCAUCUUUCACCACGUCAUCAGCGCCAACAUCGGCGACAUCGCCGCCUCUCUUUACAUUCAACUGGAAGGUACACACCUAUAUCAUCAGCGAGAGGAUUCACCCCAGUUGGCCAAAGGUUCAGGUGUUGUUCUACAUCGCCGGGAGGGACUGGGAUGAUUACAGCGCCAUCCACAAGCUGCCCUGCGUCCGCAUGUUCGCCUUCCACGAGACCCAAGAGGUGCGCGGUACGUGCAGGCUAAAAGGCGAGCUCGGGAUAUGUGUUGCCGAGCUGGAGCCCCUCGCCAGCUGGUUCAGCCUGCCCACGGUCAGGCCCGGCAGGCAGAGGGUCUCUGAGCAGGCCCAGGGCACACCCGUGGAGCUCUACUACAUGGUUCAAACCACAGACAGCGGAGACUGCAACUCGGAGGAUUCGAGAAAGGGCAGCUCCGUUCGCCCGGACCAGCAGAGGCCGAUGGGCUACUUCGCAGGGCACACACCCAUGCAGCGCAUCGGGAGCGUCAGGCUGUUUCAGCCGCUGUCGGAGCUGAAGCUGGACAACAACUUCGUGGUGAUGGCGCCCUCCAAACCCAUCCGGCAGAGAGAGACGGUCUCUACUUAUCUGGCUCUGUCCACGCUUUCCUCUGUGCCAAUUUUCACCCUCAGGGUCAAGCUGAAGGACGGCGUGGCGUUCCUGGGAGCCAGAGCCAGUAACCCUGUAGUGUGGACGGUGAGUCAGGACGUCAGAAGUGAAGGUCACAGGGUCGUCACCCUCCACUGUCGGAGGAAGGAGAACGGUUUCAGUCAAAGGGCGGAGGCACCGGGCUACCAGCGAGUGCUGCAGGUGGACCUGGAGGUGAACGGGCUGAUGAUGACUCAGGGUGGGAGGGAGGUGACGUGGCAGGUGGAGUACCCGCUCACCCGCACCCUGACCAUCGAGGUGCCGACUCUCAUCCGCCUGGCGCCGCAAGACCUGGGUGGCAUUGUGCCACUAGCCAUGGACACGGAGAUCCUCAACACAGCUGUCCUCAAUGGGCGAACAGUCGCCGUGCCAGUGAAGGUGGUCACCGUAGGAACCGACGGAGCUGUCUCUGAUGUAACCGAGUCAGUGGAGUGCAAGUCAACAGAUGAGCAGGUUAUCAAGGUGUCAGACCGAUGUGACUACGUGUACGUCAACGGGAAGGAGACGAGAGGAAAGAGCAGGGUGAUGCUCAACUUUACCUACAGCUUUCUGAGCGCCCAGCUGGAGAUGAGCGUGUGGAUGCCCCGCCUGCCGUUGCUCAUCGAUGUGGCCGACCCCGAGCUCAGCCAGAUAAAGGGCUGGAGGGUCCCCGUUAGUACGGCCAACAGGAGGUAUGAGAGGGUCACCGAUGACAAGGAUGAAGGCGAUGCAGCCGCGGAGAGGACAGAGAGCGGCUGCGUGCCCCAGUAUCAAAGCACCACCCUGCGCGUCCUCACACACUUUGUGGCAGAUACAGGAGAAGUCAGAGGCGCCGCCGCCGCGGAGGAGGACGGGGAGGGCCAGCCGAGCUUCCUGCUGGGAAGUGACUGGCAGGUGGAGGUGACGCAACUGGUCAAGGACUCUCUGAGGGUGGAGGUCCCGAAGGUCGCACAACUACGGGAGGGCCAAGUCCUGAUCGGAGUGAGCGCUGGGAUCACCAAACUACAGGUGCUGUCCCCUCUGACAUCAUCGGUCCUGGCUGAGAGGAGCAUCAGGGUUCUGGAUGAUAAAGUGAGUGUGACGGAGCUGGGGGUGCAGUUGGUUUCUGGACUCGCUCUGUCCCUGCAGCUCAGCCCAGGCAGCAACAGGGCCAUCGUCGCCACUGCAACCACACAGGAAGUCAUUGAAUCGCUCAAACAGGAGUCCCUCAUCAGUGCAUGGCUCCAGUUCAGUGAUGGAUCCAUGACUGCUCUCGACAACUACAACCCAGCCCAUUUCACCCUCACGGCCACCUCUUUGGAUGAACAGGUGGUGGCGGUGCAGCGCAGUGCGGCGUGGAAGUGGCCCAUCAUUGUCGCCAAGGGGGAGGGUCAGGGUUUGCUUGUGCGCGUUGAAAUGAGUCCGUCGGAGGUGUGCCAGAAGGGAAGACGGCGUACUAUCUUAGCAACCGGGAUGGCGAACAUACAGACAAGGUUUGGUCAACCGGAGGAGCAAUACAGACAACCAGGAGACCGGCGAACACGUCCUGAUCCUCCAUACUAUGGCGGAUCUAUCGCUGACAUGGAAACUGGGUUGAUCAACCGUGGCGCCACUACAAUCAGGGGCCAUGUUCCAGUGAGGCCAAACGGGGGACGUCUAUCGGCGGACAGCGGGGCCAGAGUCCCAAAUGAAUUCUCUGAAUAUCCGGACCAGGCAGAGCUGCCUCGUAGCCGCAGCACUGUCGACGACUUGUUACCAUCAAGGCACAGAGGCCUGACAGACUUGGAGAUUGGUAUGUAUGCCCUGCUGGGAGUCUUCUGCCUGGCCAUCCUGGUUUUUCUCAUUAACUGCAUCUCUUAUGCAUAUAAGUACCGUAGCAAGCAGCUGUCCCUGGAGGCACCGGAGGCAAUGCCCCAUGCCCACGACUGGGUUUGGCUGGGCCAAGACGAGGGGCUAUGUCUGCAGCAGCAGCAGGACGAGCUGGGCUGCACCCUAGAGGAGGGUAGCCAACUACUGAAUGGAGGCAUCCAGCGUGGUAAUGCGGGUGUGGGAGGCUGUAGUUCGAGUGGGAGGGAUCACAGGAGUGAGUCGCUAAACUCACCCACCACCAAGAGAAAGAGGGUGAAGUUCACCACCUUUUCCAAUGUCAAGUCCAGUAAUGGAUGUCCUGUGCUCAGCCCAUUAGCACUCGUGCAGACCAGUGAGAUUAAAUGGGUAUGUCCGGACAUCGAGCUUGGGGACUCAAAGGAUCUUAGGAACUACAUGGAAAAGCUUAAUGAGAAUGCAAUUAAGAACAUUGCAUAAGGGGUGCUGGUUGUUUUCAACGAACUAAAGAGAAACUCACCUGAAUGCCUUCAGAAUAAGGAGGGUUGGAGGGAGGAAAGGAAAAAAGGGGUGCAGAAAACAGACUGGAGCUGCUGUUGAACUGUUUCUCACCAUAACAACAGGAUAGCGCGUUCAGCCUCUGUUGUUUCCAUGACAGUACGCGGAAAGGGUAAAGCAACGGACCAGAGCGAGACAUGUUUUGCCACGACGCCACAGCAUAGUUAUAAAAGGGGAAAAAAUGUGAACUUGAUAUUGUUGCUUAACUUAAAUGUAUGUUGUCUGUCUUUAAUUGAGGUUCAGUUUCCUUUUUCUAUGCGCCAUCAUGUACUUUGUUUUUACGUUUUCUUUAUGAAUUCAUCACGUUUUAACGUUGUAUUUGUUGUACCUUUUUUGCGCUUCGUUGCUUUUUUUAAAGAGUCGCUGUAUGCUCUGUGCCACGUCAGCAAUUAUAGAUUCUAGGAGAGAAGAGCAAUUUUGUAUUGUAUAUAAAUGCAGAGUUUGAUUUGGAGGUAUUCUAUGUAUAGUAACAUUUUUGUAAAGUGCCGUUUGGUUUUGGUUUUGUUUCUGUUUGUAGUUUAGCUUUUGUUUCGUCUCCAGAAACCAGAUCCAUGCAUGAUGUUAUUAAAGAGGAGGCAUGUGUGUCUGAUUUGGUACCUGAAAUGAAAGUGUGUAGAUAACUAAUACCAAUACCUCUGGAGACAUGUCGGUUUAAUAUUAUUGCAUUCAUUCAUCCCGGAGAUGAGUUUUGGGUUGGUUUCAGUAUGUGGAUAUUGGUUUAAGAAUUUUUGUUUGCCCAUACAUUUUCCCUUCUUAUGUUAAUGUUAUUUUUUAUGCGACCCCUUUUAUUCAGUUUCACACAAAGUAGACUUUUUACUUCAAAUCCGGAUGUUACAAAUCAAAAGAGGCAUUCAACAGAAAAACACUGAUCAUCAUCAAGAGAAUCAAUAGACAAUCACAUAAACAAUGUAUGGAUCAAUUCCCUUCAUUUAUAAAGUUCCAUAAAAAUCAGUCCAGUUUACAGUUCGUACGGCCUGGGUGGAGAUCGGUACAUAUGACAUUUUGGAUCCUAGAAAAAAGUGUCAUGUCAGUGAACGAACAAACUGUGAAGUGAAAGCCCAAAGUCUGACCUCUUCACUCCUUUUUUCAUAUGUCAGUAUUAGUCAAGUCCAUCCUUUUUCUAUCUCUGUUUUAAAAUUGGCUGCUGGACUAAUUAAAACUGAAGGUGACUCUUCUUCCAUUA
Molecule: messenger RNA, 5091 nt
Organism: Sebastes umbrosus (honeycomb rockfish)
Lineage: Eukaryota; Metazoa; Chordata; Actinopteri; Perciformes; Sebastidae
Product: transmembrane protein 132C
Exons: 10
Coding region: 561-3830 (1089 amino acids)
Source: RefSeq, a predicted model, not a curated record